CCUUCAACUAUCCUCUAAAAAGUAAUAACACAUGGUAAAAAUAUUACAAUAAUAACGUCGUAAAAUAUUCUUUUAGAAUGGAAGACAUCCAGAACAGUGUACACAGUCUUCUUGAGAAAGCUGGAUUUGAAGCAUACGCCUUUAAGAUUGGUUGGUACAAUGAGUGUGUUAUGAAAAAUUACAUCCUGCCAUAUGAUUAUGACACACUUGCUUUCAUUGUGAUCAGUACUCCUGAUAUGUUUGAUAAAGCCUUCAAACCGUUUGUUUGUAGACAAGAUUGUAAUGGUGGACGAGAUUUAAUUGAUGAAUGUAUGGUGGACUGUUUUCAAAAAAUAAAAAAAAAUUUCCCCGAUGAAGAGAUAGAAAUAAUUCAUGAUUUUGAACUUCAUCACACCAGACGACCAAAAGUUUUGGUACAAACUGCAGGCCAUGUUGCAGGAGCGGCAUAUUAUUACCAAGCAUCAGAUGUUAAAAAUGUACCAUGGGAUAAAUCGCAGAAAAUAUUUGGUGUGAGUGUUCAUCCGAAAUAUGGUGGCUGGUUUGCUUUGAGAGGUGUUAUAAUAUUCAAGAAUGUGAAAUGUGUAAAUUUAGAGAAAAAGUCGCCAUCAGAUUGUGUGUCCACAGAUGAAUUAAAAAUUGAACUGUUAAAUAGAUAUAAUUUUCAGUGGCAGGACUGGUCAUUCCGAGAUAUUGUUCCUUCAGACAAGAAAUAUUGUGAGGAACAGAAAAAAUAUUUUGCAACAUUACCAAAAGACAGACAAGAACUAAUAGAGCAAAUAAAAACCACAGGACAUAUUGAAGUUGAUGAUGUGACAGGUUUACAGAAAUAACUCUUCUGUUAUUUUAGAUAAAGAACAACAAAAUGAAACCACAUUCUAUGGGUAUUUCUCUGCUUAAUGGUGCAUACUUUACAAAUAUUUAUUGUAUUUUUUUGCAUUUACCCAAUAUAAAUAUUCUCCCCCCCCCCCAAUAAUAAUAAUGAAUCCAAUUUUAAUUAUGUUGUUCUAUGUCAUCAGAUGUACUUUUAAGUAUAUAAUAGCAGGAGUCUUUCUUUCACUAACAUUGAAGUAUUUCGAGUUUUGAGAUAUAUUUGAAUGAUGUAGCUUGGGAAAUUAAAUGGGGAAACGUGCGGAGAGGAUUUUAACAUUAAAUUGUUAGAGGAAGUACCAGUACUAAUUAUAAAUUAUUGAUCAUUUCAAUGAAACAAGUAAAUUUUAUAUAAUUUUAUUGGGUUAAUGUGAAUUUAUCCUCAACUAUACCAAUAGCCAUGUUAUACCAUAUUUGAAAGAUUAUUGUUGUCUUGCCAUUAUUUAAUGUAUAAACACUUUUUUGUGAUACAUAAAAGUAGUAAUUAUUGUAUUUUUUCUUAGGGGAGGAGAAGCUGUCAGUAAUAGUCAAUCAAAGUAACUUUCCACAUAGCCACAUGAUUCAUACCCCUCUCAAAUUAAGUUUGAGGGAAGGUCUUUGAAAUAGAGAUCACCUUGUCCAUCUGUCUGUUUAAAGUUAAACCCAGUAACAGCAGACUUCUGUAACAGAGGCUUAGAUCAUUAGACCCAUUAUCUAUGCAAGAAAUGGGUUUGAUCCCAGGAUUGUACAUGACAAGGAGUAUAGGGUUGCUUUUCUCCUUAUACUCACAUUUCCUCUGACUUAUAAAUCCCACUUGGCUAAAGCAAAUUAUGGUAAUAAAAAAUUUUCAGUGUAAGAAUGAGCUGGUUAGUAUUGAAUGGACAUUACACCCCAUUUCGCUCCAGAUCU
Patella vulgata (common limpet) is the source of this 1755-nucleotide messenger RNA. Its product is annotated as cyanocobalamin reductase / alkylcobalamin dealkylase. The transcript has 4 exons. The coding region runs from base 78 to 830 and encodes 250 amino acids. Gene Ontology annotation, biological process: cobalamin metabolic process. NCBI's taxonomy places the organism in Eukaryota, Metazoa, Mollusca, Gastropoda, Patellidae. The record is from RefSeq and is a predicted model, not a curated record. Gene Ontology annotation, molecular function: cyanocobalamin reductase (cyanide-eliminating) (NADP+) activity; demethylase activity; FAD binding. Gene Ontology annotation, cellular component: cytoplasm.